This is a messenger RNA of Cladocopium goreaui, 7704 nucleotides long. Lineage: Eukaryota; Dinophyceae; Suessiales; Symbiodiniaceae. The record is from the annotation of a GenBank genome assembly.
AUGGCCAAGGUAGAGGACUUCCCACCGGCCUUGGUUCAGAAGCUUCAAUCAGAAUUCAAACCACCACGAGGUCCUCAAACUUACAAGACAGCGGUACCAUGCAAAGGUCGAUUAACCUGUCUGCAUUGGAAUCCUGGAGGAUUGGCCCAGACCACGCUGGCUGAAAUACGCCUUUGGCUACAACGUCACCCAGUGGACAUUGUUGUAUUAACAGAGACGCGUUGGAGCUUUUCAGCCACUUGGAGUGACAAGGCAUGGAUAUAUGUGCAUUCGGCUUCUGCAGAUUACAAAAGUGGGGGCAUUUUGAUUAUGAUCUCCAGACGUUUGGCAUGCCCCGAACAAAUUGGCCAUCAGGCCAUUGUGGAUGGCCGUCUUGUGCAUGUCAGGGUGCAUUUUGACUCUCGAGCGCUGGACAUCUUGGCGAUUUACCAGCAUGUUGACAGCAGGAACAAGCUCUCUGCUCAGCAAAGGGAACAGAUCUGGGAUGCCCUCAACACGGCCCUUGACAAACAACCUUCCCGUAACAACUUGAUUUGUGCAGGAGAUUUCAACUGUUCGCUGGAUUCCCAUCCUCCGUGGAUUGGUACAUCCUCAUACAAAUGGCAUGGGCGGAUGACCACUGGUUCCACUCAUCGGGAUCAGGCAAGACUCCAAGGAAUUCUGAAGCUGCAUGGCCUCACAGCCAUCAACACUUGGGGUGCCUCAGGAGCAGACCUUUCCGUGGUCCAUCAAACCAUUGUAGAUAAAUGGCAUUUCAAGAAGCAAUUGUGGCACCUUGCAAAUACAGGCAGAGUGAACUUGUCCACGAUGAUGCAGGCAUGGCACCACCGCAGCCGAUACCAAGUGCUCCAACGUACACAACAGAAGGCACUUCGACAGGCCCGAAAAGAACAGUUUCAGGCGUUGUGCCAUGAGGUAUCCAAUGCAGCGCAUGUCCAUGACACGCACUCCAUGUUCAACAUCAUCAACCGAUUUGCGCCCAAACGUCCAUUGACACGGGCAAGACUUAGGGGACCAGAUGGUACCAUUGCCGACCAAUACAUGGCACAUUCCCUCACAGUGGCAUUUGUGAAACAGAUGUGGCAAGGCCCCAGCCGUUUGCCGACAUUCUUUGAUGCGCCACCGGGAAUUCCUUUUGAGUUAGCAGAAUUGGCUGAUGCGGUGGCAAAGGUCCACACCAACAAGUCAGUUGCGCAGCCUUUCCUACCAGGACUCUCAUUGUUCUUGGAUUUGAAUCGUGCCUUUGACAGUGCCGAUAGGUGUGCCAUCUUUGAACAUCUCAUCCAAUUAGGCACCCCACCCAAUUUGGUGCAGCUGGCAGCCAGCUGGCAUGAAGUCGCACACAUCACUGGGUAUCAAUGGGUUCAUGAUUGCCUGACGAUCUACGCAGACGACGUGCAUGUUGGUUGCCUGUUCCGGUCCAAACAUGAACUACACAGCCAUUUGGAGAACAUUGGCCAUACCCUUGACGUGAUUGAAAGCAUGAAGUUGUCUUUGUCUUACUCCAAGUCUCACAUGCUGAUUGCCUAUGCCGGCACCAACGCACGGGUAGCUCUCAAAGGCGUAAUGCAACGAUCGCCCACGGGCGCCAGCAUCCGAGUGCCCCGCCUGGGAAGAGAACACACCUGCCUACCGCUGCGAAGUAAGGGAUCUUAUCUUGGUGUUUGCAUCAGCUAUCAUGCCUUUGAGCUUCAGACUUGGCAUCACCGCAAACAAGCCAGUUGGUUAGCUUUUGCCCGGUUGCGUGCCUGGCUCAGAAGCAGGCAAUUGACGCGUGCUCACCGCAUGUAUCUGUGGAAGACUUGUGUGUUUACGGUGCUCACUUAUGGCCUACUCGCUACCAAUGUGACCAUACCAGUCCUUUUUGACUUUCAGGGAACGAUAUACAAAAUGGUCCGUAUAGUGCUGCAAGACCAUUCGUAUAUUACGCACAACACGCAUCAAGCUGCAUUUCAACAGCAUCAGAUCGAUCCUCCGCUUGAGAUGCUUCGUGCCCUUGCCAUGGGCCUGCUGCAACGCAUCCAGAGGCGUGCAACCAUUUUGAGCCCUAAUGAUUUCUUGCGUCAUUUGGAUUGGACCCAGCUACACGACCUCUUGCAUCUCAUUCAAAGCAUGCAAGUGCAUGCACCGGAGGUGCCCAUAAGUGCCAGCCCUGACGAUCCGAUCAGAGUUCAGGUGCCUCCCAUGUUGCCCACAUCGACCACAGAUGUCCGGCUCACGUUUCAGGAAUUGCACAGCCACUACCGCCUAUACCAUGAUGAACAGUUGAAGGGUGGCGUAGUCAAAGGAGCCCAACUCACGCAUGUGAUGCAGCUGGCCUCGCCGUGUGCUCUGUGCGCCAAGCAGUACAGCCGGGUCCAUAGCUGCCCAGUGACGCUUCAGCUUGGCAUUCUCCGGCUCCAGCUACAGGAACCAGACAUCCGUGCUCAGCAGGCACUGCUCUAUGCAGUUCGACAGUCGCUCAGGUACCUCUUGCAGGUAGUCAUGGCCUCUCGAGGUUGCAUUUGCAACCCUCAGGCGCACGAAGUUGGACUUGCCCACAUUUGUACACCAUUGCGUCAGGUUGCGAUGAUGAUGGUCAACAGUGAUGUGCAGCUUUUGGUCCCGACUCAGUUUCAUGUGGACACAUUGGCACCCUUGCUUACGCCAUUGCGGGAUGAAGCACUGACACAACAGAUGAUUGCUGCUUUGGUCUCAGGGACUUUGCCAAGCUCUGGACUGAUUCGCAAGAUUUUCAGUGCAUGUUGUGCCAACAAGUUUACAACUUGCCUGCAAAUGACAAUGAUCUGCCACAGCAAAGACAGCAGAUCCAACGGAGUCAUUUUGUCUCAAGCUGCCCGGUGGUCCUCCAGAUUGCCAUUCUGCUACAGCCUAUCCAUGGACGCUCUGAUGGAUCCGAACGACCAGGCUCUGAUGGAUGGAUUGGCAGCCCUUGGCCCGCUCCUGUUGGGCUCUCGGAAGCAUCACGAGGGAAGCGUCGAAGAACAGCAUCCCAAGCGGCACAAGGCCAAGGCCAAAGAAGAACAGGAGCACGACGGGCUCAACAAGGAGGCGAUCACAACGCUCCUUCGACUGAUGGGACAACUUCUUCUCAGCCACGAGAGGAGCAUCCAGCUCAACCAAAGGCAGGACUGCUUCGUUUUGUUUUGCCAAAAUCGACCAGAAGGCAUAGUUCCUCAUCUCACGACGUUGGCCAGCAAAUGGCGCGAGGAGUUGCCCCAGCAGAAGGACAACAUGAGAUGGCCCAAUCUCAGGACCUACCUGAUGAAGGGAGUGAUCACAGAACUCCACCGUCGGGUCCAGCAGCUGGCAGCCAGCAAACCAGGCGACCAGCUUUGGGACGUAGCGGUGAACAAAGGCACAAUUCACCCGGACGGGAGCUGGAGUUACCAGAAGUGGUCCCCGGAGCAGAAGCAGCUGAUCAAGGCCUCCCGCAGCCCAGUGGCCAUGGCGCAGAUGCUUCGGAAUCUCCAGAUCCUGGAGGAGCACUUCCAGAGCAACGCACACGUGAUGCGGUUUCAGAGCCUCAAGAACACCCAGAACAGCCAGGAAGCAAUCCCGUGGAUCUUACAGAUCUCACAUCGAGAAGCAGAAGCCUGGGAACUCAUGGUGGAGCUCUGCCACAACACAGUGUGGUCGUUGCUUGGAAUGUCGGUCAAACAGCAUUCCCAGGUGCUCUCGAAACCGGCCUUGCAAGACCUCUCAGAGCCCUUAGAUGCGGCUGCCAGACAAAGCUUGCGCGACCGGGCCUUGCAGCUUGCCAUGGCCAAUCCGGGGAAUGACUGCUAUGCCAAUAGCGCUUUUGUGAGCAUGAUCUGGGCCACACUAUCCAGAUCUGCAUUCACAUUUCAAGACUGGGGCGCACGAUCAGCCAUCCUACAACAAACCCUCGAACAUGCAGACGGGAUGUGGCACACCGAGCUUGGUAUGCUGGCUGGUCUCACGGACCCUGAGGACUUGUUGCUUUUGCAUGUGGACCGCAUGAUCCAUGCUCCUGAUGGCACGGUUGCCAAAUGCCAAGCUGCCCUUCGGUUUGGAUGGGAAGUCCAGUUACCAGUCUUGGGGUCCCAUGCAUGCACAUGGAUGCCAUACACCGUGAUUGCCUGCAUCGCUCACUUGGGAGGUCCCCAGAACGGUCACUAUCAGGCCAUACUCCGUACCUACCCAGAAGUUUCGGAUUUGGCCAGUCCCUCAAUGUGGAUGCUAUGCGACGAUGGACAUGCCCCACAGCGCAUUUUGAAUAUCCCUGAGAUUUUUGCACAGGGUAUUACAUGCCUUUGGAUGUGCCAGACAAACAAGGCCGACCUCCACAGAUUGAUGCCAGGCAGAGCACCUACAGGCAUUGCUGACUCCGAUCUCCUGGCUCUUUUGGCCACGCAGCCGGAUCCGGAACCGACCUUCCAAGCUGACCGACACGUCAGCCAUGCGAGAUGCGUCAUUCACACCAGUGCACUAGUGACACCUGUGGUGGGCUUCAUCACCAUUGCCAUUUUGGCAUUGUUUCACUGCGGCAUUUUGCUAAGGCAGUGCAUUGCAAUUUCAACCGGAACUCUUGGACGUUUGCCACAAACUGAGUUGGACAUCUGUCCCACCAUCUUGAGCUACAAGGCGGCUGACAAACAUGAUAGCUUUGAGGUUCAUCAGAUCAUUGCCAAGUACUCUCCAAAGCAGCCCAAAAAGAGGAUUCAGCUCAGAAAUGCUGAUGGAACGCCUGCCUCACCAGCUGAGGCGCUCCAGCUCACCCAGACCUUUGUUGAGUCCAUCUGGUCUGGUGAUGACCCGGUCAACCUUGGUCCACGGGACCCCCCUGGGGAGAUGCAAUUAGACGGGUGGCAGCCCAUUGCCAAGAUGUCCGAUGUCUCAUUGAGAAUCAGAAGAGAACAGCGCACCGACGUGCAGAACCCUGAAUUCUUUAAUUGUUGUGGAGGAAUCCAAAUCUUUUUAGAUAUUCAGCGUGCGUUUGAUCAGCUUCCUCGCCAAAACCUUUUUGAGCAUUUGGACACUCUUCACAAUGAGCCAGCGCUGACCACCAUCCUGGCCCAUUGGCACACCGAGACAAACUACUGCAUUGAUCAGGUCCAAAGCCAUGUUUCACCAACAGCUGAUCAGAACCUCGAGGUACGCCCUUGUGACCGUGGCAUGAACCUAGAGGCCCUUCUUCGUGAGGAAGAAGAACAGCGCAUUUUGCGUCUCCAUCAGAACUUGACAGCACAGCUUCUGACCAAGGAGUACGGACGUGCUUUGCUCCAAGUUGUGGCCACUGGCAAUUGGAAUGCCUUGCAGACCUUGGUCCCAGCUUGCAAGGCUCUUGCCCACCAGUGCUGCGUUUGUGAUUUUCACUUCAACAGAGCACAAGAGCUACACGUUCAUCUGCGUGUCCAUCAUCCACAGUGGGUGGCACACACCUUCACCAAGGCCUCACAGCUUUGCCGUGGAUUUGCCAGCAACUCACCGUGCAGAUAUUGCGAUACCAGCUUUAGACAGGCUCACUCAUGCCCUGUCCUUACACAGGCAGCCAUGCUGAUGCUUCACAUGCCGACUGAAUCAGGCGUUCCUGAGAUCCCUCCAAGGGCGGCAUUGCGGUGUGACAUUUGUGGCCUCCAGGCUGACUCCUUAGAUGAGAUCCAUGACCAUUUGGCCACUGCACAUCGUUUAGCAUUUCAUGAUUGGCAGCCGGAACGCGACUUGAUGGGAUCUGACCCAGCUUGCAAUCACUGUGCAACACCUUUUGCCAGUGUCUCUGCAGUCAGGCAACAUGUGACCUUGGGCCAAUGCCGUGCCUUCGACCCGUGCAGAUCCCCAUUUUUGUUGCCCAUUGCAGAUGAGCUGACACAGAUGCUUCAGACCGGUGACUUUCAACAAUUUUUGAGAGAUCCAAUGAAAAGGAUGCGCAUGACCUUACAUUGUGCUCAGUGUGGAGCCCGCUACACGAGGUCCAAUGACCUUAUGCUGCACCUGCAGACCGCUCACUCAGUCAUGUGGAAUCAGGCCCAGGCCAUGACACGCCUCCUCAUCAAGGACAGACAACUGACGGUGAUUUUGCAAAACCCUGUGCUGCUUGAGUUUUUGCGCUCCACUUGCGUCCUUUGUGGAGGUGCUUUUCACCCGGCUCUGCUGCGCGAUCACAUGGACUCUACAGAGACGGUCGCCCUGUCUGGCAACGAGACCAAGGAGCUCCUGGCAACGUUUGCGGCGAUGGCACCCUUGCUACAGAAAAGCAACCGGGGAGCAAACGCAGACGAACGGGACACCAAGAAGGUCAAGACCCAGCACAGACCUGCCCAGGGGGACAAGCCGGUGGAUCUUCAUCAGGUGGUGUUCCAGAUGGCUCGGCUUCUGAUCAAGCUGGACUCCGAUCAGAACCUUCUGAGAAAGCAAGACUCCUUCGUCUUCUACAUGCAAAUGGAGCCAGAAUCGGUGAUCCACGAGCUGACGGCCAAGGCCAAGAGCUGGCACCAGGAGAUGGCACAACCCGAGGGCCAGAUGAGGACGCAGGUGUGGAAGCCGUUGAGAGUGACUCUGAUGCAGACGCUGGCGCAAACGCUUCAGCACAGACUGAUGCGCCUCUACAAUGCCAAGGAGACAGAUGCGCUUUGGCAGACAGCGCUGCAGCAUCACCUUCUGACUGCUCAGGGGGAGUUCUACUUUCAGAGAUGGGACCCAGCCACCCAGAAGCUGACGCAGACGGACCAGACUCCCAUAGGGAUGGACCGCAUCAAGCGGUAUGUGGAUCAGCUGGUGGAGAACACGAUGGAGCCCAACAACAUCCUGAAAUUUCACGCCCUGAAAGCGUCAGGGGAUCAGAGAAUGCGACGAGCUCCAACACCUCCUAGAGACACUAGCUGGAUGCAAGGUAUGGAACUUGCUGGGGGCGACGCUCAAGCUGCACACCCUUCACAACAGCUCCCAGGCGUUGCAGUUGCAGAACAUGAUGGGGAAGGGCAAGAGUGUGGGCAAAGGCAAGCAAUCCAGGCAGUGAGCACUGACCGGCCAUUUGAUAGGCAUGCCUUCCAGCUGCUACUCAGCACUCUGGUCUUUGACAAUGACCGGAACCACUGCUUCAUCAAUGCAGCUGUGUAUGCAUCACUGUGGGCAAUUCUGAGUCGUACUGACUUUCAAGUUUCCGAUUUGGGGCCUAAGGCCACCCUGAUUGUAGAUGCCAUCCGAUCUCAUGCACAGGUCCCCAUGGUCCUAGCUGAUCAAAUUUGGUUGUCUGAAGUGAUGCAAUCAUGGCAGAACCCACACAGUCAGGGUGAUUCAGCUGAGUUCAUCUCACACUUUCUUCGGGGCUUGCAUCUUGAUGGCUUCAAUAUGAAGUGGGAACGCAGGGUGCAAAUCAAUGACAUGACCCGCCUGCUAGAUGAAAGUACAGCUGCAGCCGUGAAAUGUGACCGCCCCAUUCACUUCCGAUGGAGCAUUGAUUUGCCUUUUUUUCAAGAUCACUCUGUGCAGACUGUGAAGAAAGGAUAUCAACUCAUUUCUGCCGUGGCCCACCUAGGUAGUGAUGGAAAUGGACACUGUCAGGCACUGCUGACAACGUGGCCUGAUAUUUCCCAGGAACCGGUCAAUUUCUUGCUGACCAAUGAUGGGUUGCAGCCGCAGCGCAUCUGGGCGGAACCGGACUGGUUCAAACGCAAUGUGACGGUAUUCUGGUUAUGUGACUGUGAUUGCAUUGAUCACAUCAGAUUGCCUGCAGUUGCUCCG